Molecule: messenger RNA, 3753 nt
Organism: Paramuricea clavata
Lineage: Eukaryota; Metazoa; Cnidaria; Anthozoa; Malacalcyonacea; Plexauridae
Source: the annotation of a GenBank genome assembly
AUGGAUGACCUGAAACAAAUUUUAAGGACAGCAUUAAGUACUGUUGAUGAAAUCACAUCGACGAAUACACCUGAAAGGACCGGAGAAUCCCAGAAAACUUGGCCAACCGGCUCAGAAGUUAAUAAUGUCAGUGGUGGUGGUACACCACAAACUACUAGAACAUCGCCAUUGGUCAGUUUGGUCGGUAGUACACCACGAAGACAGUCUUUGCUAACAUCAUCGCCAACUCUACCAGCUGCUUUUCCUGUUGCAGUUGCUCAGGCCGAGGCAAAUUUCAGAUAUCGUAUGGAUAAACGUUUAGAACAUAUCGUAAAUGGCUGAUUGCAUUUAUUUUCCGCAUGGGUGUGUGUGUGCGUUGGGGGUUAGGACGUCUUUUUACCAGCUAAAUUGUGACGCCCCUGGAAUUCAGUUUAUAUACCCCCUCCCUGGAAUUUCCUAGGAAUUCAUUGCUAUCCCCUAGACUUUCCAUUGUCCUCAACCCCCUCCCUCCUGUGCAGAAAAUAAAUGUAUGUAUAAGCUAAUUAAUAAUCAUUCGUAUAAACUGUGAACAAUACUUAUAAUGCACUUUUCAAUUGUAACGCCCCCCCCCCAACCUCGAAGAAAUGUGGGGACAUACAUUUUAACAAAUCCAUACCCCCUCCCCAGGCAGGAUGACUAGUCUUGUCUAAUCCACCAACCCAUGGGGGGGGGGGAAUUUGAAAUGUUUUAUUGAACAGAGAUUUUUAUUUUCAAAAUAAAAGUAAUAUCAGUGAUGCACACACGCAGGCCAUUGAAGUCUAAAUGUGUAUGCAAAUUGUAGUAUGUGCGAUCAGGCAUGAAAAAUAUGCAAAUUAUUGCAAAUAAUAUUGCUAUUCUGUAGAAAAUAAAUUCACAACUGAACAUGCAAUGAUGAUUUCAUCACUAUACAGGGUGUAUAAAAAAAACUGAACAGAUAUGAAUUUGCUCUAAAUUUUGCAAAACAGCUAUUAGUAUCCAGUUUUUUAUGUAUAUAGCUUCUUUGGGUACUUAUAAUGUAGAAUAAUGAAAAGAAAUUUUUCUAACUCAAAUUUUUGUGAACCAGGGGUGUGUGCCUUUUUCAACAAACUAAAAAUGGCUUGCGCACAAAAUUUUAAAGGUUCAAUCAUAUUUUGAGUUAAUAGAUGGAACGUUUGUCGGGUUUUUAAUUACUGUACAAAAUUUCAGACAAUUUGCUUCAGUUUAAGCCCUUUAACUAUUCAUUUUAUCCCAAAAAUUCAGCCUUUCGUAUGCUUAAUUAACCCAUUAAGCGCCAGCGCUCUCCCCUUGACGAGUAAAAUCGUCUGGCGUUAGACAGAGUAAAAUAUUAAAGUAGGGUGCAUCAGGGUGCAAUGCCACUCAAUGGGUUAAUGGCUUUGCUUAAUUUGCAUAUUGCUGACAUAUGCAAAUUAGGCAAAGGCAUUAAUUAAGCAUGCAAAUAGCUGAUUAAAUAGGAAAAAAUGUAAGUUUGAGCGAAUAGUUGAAGGGAUUAAACUUAAGCAAAUUGUCUGAUGAAAUUUUGUACAGUAAUUAAGAAUCCGACAAAUUUUUCAUCUGUUCACUCAAUUUUUCAUCUGUUCAUUCACUCAGCGCAAGCCAAUUUUAAUCUGUUGGAAAAGACACCCCCCGCCCCCUGGUUCACAAAAUUUGAGUUCAAGAAUUUUUUUUCUUUAUUCUACAUUAUAAGUAGCCAAAGAAGCUAUAUACAUCAAAAACUGGAUACUAAUAACUGUUUUGCAAAAUUGAGAGCAAUUUCAAAUCUGUUCAGUUUUUUUCUGAUACACCCUGUAGAGUGAAACAAACAGAGCAUAGAACUUUUAUAUACAAACAAAAAAAUUACCAGAUCCAGAUAAAACUGACAUAAAAAGAUCAGGCUCAAGCUCAGCAGUCCUAUCAUAGCCUGCGAGUGGGCUAUAUAUAUUCUCACAUAAUGCCCCACAUACCAAGGUCGGGAACCAUAAGAGGAAAAGAAAUAGUUGAAACAUCGGGUUAUCAAUAGACAAUUCCAGCUUUUAGUUUAUGCCUGCAGGGGGUGAUGGGAAGUAAGGUAUCUCUCCGUGUUUACAUGACCACCAUUUUUAUUUUUUCAUCAUAAUCAGCAAUGUGAUACCUUACUUCCCAUCGUCCCCUGCACGCAUAAACUAAAAGCUGGAAUUGCCAAUUGAUGUGUCCCAGGAGUAGGUUGUUCUCAGGCAGUACUGACUACAAUCAUUUGACGUACUAAAAUCAAAGAAUCUAACAACUGAAAGGUAUGUCCUUUGCUACAAAUUGAUGUAUAUAAAGGGGAAUUCUACUGCCAUAUUUCCCGAUCAAGUGGUAAUCACAACAGAACAAAUUACAGAAAUACAAAACAAGUUGGGGAAGUAUUUGGACUGUAAAGCUUUUAGAAAUGUCAUCUAGUCGAUGUUUCAACCCUUUCAUUUAAUUCUUCCGCCGCCUUCAACUUUUCGCGCCCGUGUUCCUUACUUGUCAGUGAUCAUCUGUACUUUGUGAAACGUCAUGUAGAGUGAUAGUAAUAUAAAGACUCAAAGCCGUUUUUAAAAGGUUUACUGCAGAACUUCGAGAGAAUAAAUGAUCGACAAUCAAGGGAUUCAAGUAGUUUUUUUACAUACUUCUACUAAUAAACAUUUUUUGGGGGCCUAUAAGGGGGGCACAGUAGGGAUGUUGGGUAGGGAUCUUAGUGUGUUGCCAUGUAAACGAGUUAUUUACCGCAAGCAAGCACACAUGAGGCCAAAUAAAAAUAAUAGUUGGUUUCAGGUUUCCGACCGACCUGUCAAAAAUAUGACCGACCAUAAACAUUUUAUUGACUUUUCCAAGGAGAGAUCGUAAAUAGCCUAAUAUAUAAAUAGUCAUUAGACUUGUUUAUCUACAAAUUAUUUUGUUUGCUUAUAAUUUAAUCAUACAGUCAUGUUAAUCAUAGUUUUACAAAAAGAACAGUUGAAUAAAAUAUUAAAAACGUAUCUGAAAUGGCAGCUACUGCUAAAAAAAAGGCGAAAACGCCUUGAUGCAUUUACCUCUCGCGAAAAACAUGUAGCUCACGGGUUAUCCUGUUAUUGCAUACUUGAUAUAAAAUAUUUUUUUAAAUAAAAUGUUUUUCCGACCUACCUACCCAUAUAAAACAUGGCUGUGAAACCUGAAACCAGCGAUUUUUUUUAUUUGGCCUGAACUUAUAUACGGGGGGGGAGGGGGUAGGGCUUAUAUUUAGAAUGUUCUGAGUGGGAAGGGAGCAUAGACACUGUUGUAUUACUAUGGUACUGAACAAGACUUUUAUAUAUAGUAGAUACAUAUAUGCAUAUAAUAGUUUGAUUUCUUUAGAUCAGCUUUUUCUCACUUUGGCCUACCUGAUCCUGGUAACAGAAAGAGAAAGAGGGCUGUUCCGCUUAUGUUAUCAAGGACACCUUGACUCAUAAUUUUUUCCUGCUGUCAUCACCCUUAACAGAUAAAACACCUUCCAUAAAAGAAGCAAGCAAUCUACUUUAUGGUGGUCUUGGAAAAAGAAGAAUAACAUUCAGCAACAAACAAGGUGAUUUUAAUCACCUUAAAACCACGUUAGAAAAAGAAUACCCAAAGUUGUCAUGUCAGAACGGACCAUUUGAACUACUCCGGGCAGACAGAGGGGGUGCAACAAGACCACUGAUACCAAUCCCUAUGGCCCCAAGUGGAUAUGGUAUACCAUAUUUAAAAAACGCUGUAUCAGAUCAUGCAAUAAUAUAUGUUCGUCCAAUUCAGAGUGAGUUAGAGCCAAGAUCCACCCAAUGA